This is a messenger RNA of Triticum turgidum subsp. durum (durum wheat), 249 nucleotides long. The record is from the annotation of a GenBank genome assembly. Lineage: Eukaryota; Viridiplantae; Streptophyta; Magnoliopsida; Poales; Poaceae.
AUGGCGGAGGAGGGCCACCCGUCCCGCUACGUCAAGCUCACCAAGGACCAGGACGCCCCCGGCGAGGACAUCCGCCCCGGCGAGCUCAACCAGCCCGUCCACGUCCCCCAGCUCGAGGGCCGGAGGUGCGGCGAGUGCGGCCAGGUCCUCCCGGAGAGCUACGAGCCGCCCGCCGACGAGCCGUGGUCCACCGGGAUCUUCGGGUGCACCGACGACCCCGAGAGCUGCGAGUCAACGACGCUGCUUUGA